This is a messenger RNA of Elaeis guineensis (African oil palm), 1025 nucleotides long. RefSeq lists its product as uncharacterized. Lineage: Eukaryota; Viridiplantae; Streptophyta; Magnoliopsida; Arecales; Arecaceae. The record is from RefSeq and is a predicted model, not a curated record.
CAACCGUUUCACUUCACGGGCCCUUCUCUGCUUUUUAAUUCAUCGUCCCCUUAGAGAAGAACAAUCCAAUCGAUAGCUAAUUAAACUCGUAUCAGAUGGGUAACACCAUAGGAGGCAAGAAGAGAACCGCCAAGGUGAUGAAGAUAGACGGGACAACGUUCCGUCUCAAGCCCCCGGCCACGGCCGGCGGCGUCCUCCGGGAUCACCCGGGCUUCAGCCUCCUCGAUGCCGAGGAGGUCAAGCAGCUGGGCCUUCGGUCCCGGCCACUGCAGCCCGAGACUCUCCUCCGGCCGGGCAAGCUCUACUUCCUCGUAGAGCUUCCCCGGCUCCCGGACCAGCGUCGCACCUGGUCCGGGGCGCUCCACGUGAGCGCUAAGGAGCGGCUGGAGAGCCUCAUGCUCUCCCGCCGCUCCGUCUCUGACCUCUCUCUCACCAAGUCGGAGCCCGAUGGCCCAGUACGCCUCCGCAUGAGGUUGCCAAAGGCUCAAGUGACGAAGUUCAUGGAGGAGAGCAAGGAUUCGGCGGAGGCGGCCGAGAAGAUCAUGGAGCUCUGCCUCGCGAAAGAUGGUAACACGGCUCAGGCGCCGGCGGGUGUACCGCCGGCUGUGAAGACUGGCCGGAAGGAGAAGCGAACAAGAUUUGUGGCCACGCCGGAUGAGAUAAUUGCCUAAUUUACCUCCCGGGCUGUUUGAAAUUCGAUCUAGAGCUUUUGUUGCUUCAGGUCAAGCCAGAGGGCCAGCACAAGGAGCAGAUGGAUCAUAGGAUUCCUCCUGUCUUUUUCUCUCCUGGACUUGCGGGUUGAACAUGAGAAGCUGCUCAUGGCUUCCUAUCCUCCUGUAAUUAUCACAUCUUUUCUUUUUAGAUGGUUCCUUAGCCUUUACUACACUCUAGCUAACAGAAUUUAAUGAUAGGAAAGAGGCAUGGAAGUUGGAUUCUCAUGUGAAAAGAGUUGUGGUCUUUUGUUUCUCUCUUUCUCUGUAAUUUAUAAUAAUAUUACCUGCUCUUCUUCAAUUUUAUUCGGUAAA